This is a messenger RNA of Arthroderma uncinatum, 555 nucleotides long. RefSeq lists its product as uncharacterized. The record is from RefSeq and is a predicted model, not a curated record. The coding region runs from base 1 to 555 and encodes 184 amino acids. The transcript is spliced from 2 exons. Lineage: Eukaryota; Fungi; Ascomycota; Eurotiomycetes; Onygenales; Arthrodermataceae.
AUGACCUCGUACGCGUCUGCAAGUCAGGCAUAUGAACGCGAAAGGGCCCCUACGCACGAUGUGAUCUCUUCCACUACAGCUCCAAGCGCGUGGUCAGGCAGAUAUAGAGGGGCUACUGUGGAAGACCUUGACCCCCCACCUGCGCUCUCUACUUCGCCGAGUAACCUUAUAUCUUCGGCUCUACUCUCUGCAUACGAACGUGACUACACCCAUUUAACCGUUAUAUCCUCGGAUUCCCGCUCUCUUCUGGGCUAUCUUUCCAUUCCACGGCUAAAGGAACUUCUAAAGGCCGGCACAGUAUCCGAGUCCGAUCCCGUUGAGAAGGCGAUGUUGAAAUUUCGGCGGAAAGGUCACGUUUAUCAAGUCAUAACUAUGGAUACCCCUCUAGAAGAGCUAGAACGGUUUUUCGAUGGCGAACUGGACACGUCUGGUGGGAAGAGCGAAACCAGGCAAAAGCAGGACUUUGCGGUGGUCACCGACGCCAGUCGUAAAUUUGUUCUGGGCGUUGCGACUAGAGAAGAUUUGGAGCAGUUUGUUAAAAGACGGCCUAGCUGA